This is a messenger RNA of Rhinichthys klamathensis goyatoka, 3547 nucleotides long. Its product is annotated as transcriptional-regulating factor 1. Bases 393 to 3443 code for a protein of 1016 amino acids. Gene Ontology annotation, cellular component: histone deacetylase complex; transcription regulator complex. NCBI's taxonomy places the organism in Eukaryota, Metazoa, Chordata, Actinopteri, Cypriniformes, Leuciscidae. Gene Ontology annotation, biological process: negative regulation of DNA-templated transcription; regulation of transcription by RNA polymerase II. The transcript has 15 exons. Gene Ontology annotation, molecular function: transcription corepressor activity. The record is from RefSeq and is a predicted model, not a curated record.
CUCAGGCCUUUAGACAUUUGCUGCAGCUAUAAGAGGACACAAGCACAAUUCCUUAGUCAGCAGUAUAAACUGAACCUACUUCCCAUUUUCAGAAGUGCUUUUGAGUUAUUCAGGGGGUUUUUUUAUGCGUUGUGCCGACCUCGUCUAUGUUUGUUAUGAUAUGGUUUUGCAUCUUAUGGUAUUCAAUGCAUCUUGAUGGGUCAUUUUGAUGCACUAAAAAAGUGCAUUACGGACAUAAAGAAACGAGUGAGGAAAACGCUAUUUUUGAAAACCACUGACGGAAUAACCAAUGAUGGAAAAGUUUCAUGGUGACAUUCAAACCUCCAUGUAAUUACAUCCCCCUCAAACCAUUAGUUUAACAGUACAGAAGUGGCACUUUAAUCUUUCUAAAGAUGACAGACAACCUGUACGAGACGAAUCAGUUCAACAACCACACCAACAGGACCUAUUUGUUCCAGCACAGCCCAAGUGCGUUGGGAGUAACUCACUACGGUGUACCUAACGUAAGCUUGAUCCAAUCAUCUCCAAUGUCUCCGCUACUCAACCACGAGCAACUAACAUCUCCUGGCACUCCAGCACAUGAACUUUCUCCAAUGCUUGACAUGCCAAACAGUGCCGGGGACUGGGAAUAUAAUCAGUUUGGAAGGUCAUCAUGGGGAUCUUCAAAUGAAGAACUAGAAGAGACUAAUCGAAUCUACCCGUUUAACAUCACGUCUCAGAACAACUCAUCACUGACUUGCAAAGACAACGGCAGUGCUUCUCAUCCUCAAAGGUUGGACUCAUUCUCGCAGGCCUUCCCUACAAAAAAUAUUCACCCUCUCUUUGGUGAUAGUAACAGAACAGAUGAUAAGCACUCAGAAAACCAAAUUUCAGGAUGUUUGCACUUACCUCAAAGUCUUCCAGAAGGAUCGGACAGGCAAUCUUUGGAGUCUCCAAUUUUUAACACGAUGGUCAUUCAAGGCCAAACGCAAAUGAUAUGUGAACAGCCCGACUUCCAUCUGUCAGAGAGCCAACAUUCACUGCACGGCCUUUACCAAAACCACCAGCAGUUUCACUAUGGAUACCAGCAACACAAACAGAAAGUGAACAACAUGGAGCAGGUAAACAGGAGUCUCCAUAAGCCACAAAGCCCUUGGCAUCAUCAGCACGGUUAUCAAAGCCACCCAAUGUCAUAUCCAAUGGCCUUGAAUCAACAACAAAAAGGGAUAUUUGCACAUAAAACUCGCAAUGACUCCCUAGAGAGCCAUGAACCUGUUCAAUCACCAACCUACGGCCACCGUCAAGACUUUAAAGUCCCAGAGCAGCAGAUCUUCCAUUACCAGGACCAACAGUAUCUUCGUUCACUUUCACAACCUGGCAAUCCUUACCUCACCCUUCAGUCCCAAGAUCAAUCAAUCCCCGCAAAGCAAAACAACAUGUUUAGUGAUCACUCCGCACCCAGCACACCUGUGUUUUCAAGUCCCAAAGAAGAUCAAUCUGGUUUCAACUUCCCUCAAAGAAGUGAAGAUCUUUGCAGUCCUCUUUAUCAGAGCAAGAGUUCAGGGGUCUGUAAAGCUCUUCCACAGGCGACUAUGAGAGGAGAUAUUUUUCAGAAUCUCACUGCACAUGCGCCUCAGUGGUCACAGGCAUCUUCACCAGAUAUUCAAGAUGAGGCUAUUUCACCUCAUUUCAGAGCAGAACCUGGGUUGUCCAGAGAGGAGGGAUCUCAUACAAAGAUGAGAUGCACCGUAUGUCAGAGGGAAUUCAAAAGUCUUCCGGCACUGAACGGCCACAUGCGCUCACAUGGAGGACUGCGAACACAACCCACAUCCCUCAAAAUGAGAGACGGGCACAUUCAUCUGUCUACUGAGGUUGCUCAAACCAACCCCAUCAUCUUACCUGUGUCAGUACCCGUCAAGGAUUACCAGACCCCAAACAAACUUAUGCUCAACCUUCUGUGCCACCAGAAAGAUGAUCAAAGCGGUUUAAUUAAGUGUGGUGCACAGUCACCCCUCGCGUCUGUACAAAACCACCCUUCCUGUAUAAAGAGAUCCGCCUCGGAUGAAGAAUGUGCACCAAAGCAAGUAAAAAAGAGAUACCGCCACUGUCUGGUCCCAUUGAUGAUUCCACCGCCCGGUGCCGGUCAGGAGUCCCGAGGCGCUGUGCUCUUCCGCAGUCAGCUGAGGACAGCGAGCAGCAUGGGGGACGACGUGCCGUACACUCCUCCACCAAUGCUUAGCCCCGCACGCCCGGGCUCGGGCCUCUUCAGUGCUGUCAGCGGAAGAGGAAAGAGCAGUGAGUCUUCUGCAGACGGUGUUAAGGAUGACUGUGGUGAGACUUCAAGGGAAAAAGCAAUUAAUGUAACUCCUCACAUUAAUGUUGGUAAAGAAUUUCAAGCAAAGAUCCCAAACAUUCAGAGUAAACCCCUCACAGAGGAAGAUACCCAUAAUGCUGUUCUUCUGUGGUUGCCCACCAAAGACCUGGAUACCCCUGAUAACCAGCAGAAAGUGGAAAAUCUUCUGAAAAUGGCUUGCUCUAGUGUACUACCUGGUGGCGGAGCAAACACAGAAUAUGUCCUUCACUGUCUUUUUGAGUGCAGAGGAGAUAUUAUGAACACCCUGGAAAAGCUUCUCCUGUCAACGUUAAACACAUCCAGCCACAAAACAGACUAUCAUUAUGCAGGAUCAGACAGGUGGACACUUCAGGAGAAACGGCAGCUAAACAAAGCACUUUUAAAUCAUCACAAAGACUUCCAUCUCGUCCAGAAAAUGGUCAAGACAAAGUCAGUGUCUCAGUGUGUCGAGUACUAUUACACAUGGAAAAAACAUUUGCGUCUGGGUACGAGAAUCAGUACAGCUCUGGCUACUCCUGUUCAAGACCAGCGGGGAGACUGGGCGAUAAACAACACUGCACAACCGAACAAAGAAUCCAACAGCAAAAUAUCAGAAAACUCCAGUGCUGUGUUUGUCUGUGAAGUGUCAAACUCUCAGACAAAUGGAGAAACGUGGAACCAGAACAAUCUCCGGCUGCUCUGUAGCUCUCCAGCCGAACACAGAGCUUCCACGCUGACCCAGUCUUUGGGUUCGGCUUCUGUGAGAAGUUCUCCCUCCAACAGCACCACCAGCGGAGAUACUGAUUCAGCCCUCGUCUUUCCCUGCAGUGAGUGUGGAAAGGUGUUUUUGAAGGUGAAAAGUCGAAAUGCCCACAUGAAGACACACCGGCAGCAGGAGGACACACCGUUGUGGCAGUUUCCCAGGGUUUCCGAGCCAGAUCAUGUGAUUGCGACACGUGGUUGCCACGCUACACCACUAAAACAAGCCAUAAGCCUUCAUUCUUUACCAUAUGACAGAACCACAGAGGUGAAAACAUCCUUAAAUGACAUGCGCAGUGAGUCAGUGCAGGAAAUAGAUCACCCUCUGAAGACGCUUCCUGUCCAUAGUCCACUGGACUAUAUUCCAAGUUAGUAGCUUAAGUAUAGCUAACUGAAUAAGGACAUUCUUUGUAGACUAUAAAACAGACUACUUUAUGUAAAUGGUACAACUAUAUGUAUAUUAAAACGAAUCAAGGC